Messenger RNA from Clavispora lusitaniae ATCC 42720, 1782 nucleotides. RefSeq lists its product as uncharacterized. Gene Ontology annotation, cellular component: transcription factor TFIID complex. NCBI's taxonomy places the organism in Eukaryota, Fungi, Ascomycota, Pichiomycetes, Serinales, Metschnikowiaceae. The record is from RefSeq and is a predicted model, not a curated record. Gene Ontology annotation, biological process: transcription initiation at RNA polymerase II promoter.
AUGGAAAGUGAUAAGCCAAAUAUUGCUCAUCGUACGCGCAAUGCGUCGCGCAAAGAUACGGUGGAAAAACCAGCGCCUAAGCCAGAAAAGCGUCGGCGAAAACCAGACUACAUUCCUCCCCUUUCUCGUCGUUUGGGUCCAUAUACCAACCUCGUCAAGCCUCCUGUGUCGUCGCUCGAGGUUUCAGGUCCUAUUGAUCUUGCUUUCAAGAAAAUCACAGGGCUUCUUGUGAAGAAUACAGCUCCUGAUUUCAGCAGCGAGUUUCUUUGUGGCGUUUCCAACUUGGCAUCAGAGUAUAUGUGUCACCUUUUCACACUGCUCCACGAGCUCACAGAAGUGCAGCGACAUCUGCGGCCUGGUGUCGCCGAUCUCCAAAUGUGUUUAGACCAACACUACUUGACUCCCACUGAUCUUUACCACCAAUACGAACGAACGCUACAGUUUCCCAAAGAGUUGCGCCCAACGAUUGCCAUGCUCAAAGCACAAGUGGAAAAGCUGCAGAGCGAAUUCUAUGCUGAAAAUUACACCCUAGACAAAGAUGACCCAUCACUUGUGUUCCAUGCCAAUGAACAGUAUGAGAUUGCUGCCCUUGUCCCAAGACAAUCGAAAAAAAGGAACUAUAUCCCCGAUUAUUUGCCAGACUUGCCUCCCGAUUAUACUUAUCAAGAUACAGGCCAUUAUAUGAGCACACUUACAGACCUUAAGCAAAUCAAACUUAAGUUGGUGGAAGAGUCGCGGCUUAACGAGGCGUCACUUUACAAGUUGAUUGAUAACGAGAAUCCAUUGCGUGAUAUUGAUAAAGACAUCCUGAUGCUGAGCUAUUCCGACCUUGAAUCUGACGAUGAUGGAAUCAUGAGUGAUGUCGGAGCACGGAGCAUUUCCGACGUCGAGUCACCUGCAGAAGUGACAGAUAAAUCAGAACAAAGGCCAGAAGAAAAAUUAGAUGAAAGAUCGCAAGAAAAGAAAGAAGAAAAGGCAGAAAAUAUUUUGGAAAAGAUGGCCGAAGAUAGCGAAGAAAACAUCGAAGCUAAGCAAGACGAACCACAAGAAGCUUCAUCCCUUGAUACUCCUCAACCCAUUGUUCAUAAGGACAAGAAAUUUGACUUUGUGGGCUAUGCACAGAAAUGUCGACUUGCAACUGAAAGAAAAGCAAAGGAACUCGAACUUCGGCGUCAAAAACGACAGAAAGAUAUUUUUCUUAGAGCUGAAAAACUGUUUUCGUGUUAUGCCGAAGGACCGCCAUCUCUUAGUGAGCGAGAGUAUUUUAAGAAGGUGCUUGACGGAGGAUUCAAGAAGGUGAUUCGGGCUACACGCAUUGCAGAGCGGAAGAAAAAGGAAAAGAUUGCCGAACUUCUUGCACGCAAGGCCCAGGCAGAGCAGGAGCUCGAAAAAGACAAUGCGUUCGAGUUUGGUUUUGCUUUCAAUCAUGCAUCUAAUCUUUCAGACAGCGAAGAAGAAGACAUGCCAAUUGAAUUUGACUUUGGCGACGAGAAGGAUGAGGUUAUUUCUGAGAAACCAUCACCUGGACAAUUGGCAGGCAAGGCGCCGCCAAAUAAUAUAAGCGAUAAUAAUGUCCAAGAUGAUGGAGAACGCGGUGAUAUACAAGAAACUGCAGAAUCGAACCACACGGAUGAUGUGGACGAUAUGAGCAAAAAGAUGAACGACGAGCUAGACUCUGUGCUUAAUGCAGCUGAAGAAUCUACGGCUGGAGUGCAUCUGGAUUGGCAGAUGGCACUUGGAGCAGAUGCAGAUUCGGACGAAGACGAGUUAGAAGACUUAUAA